This is a messenger RNA of Athene cunicularia (burrowing owl), 762 nucleotides long. It is a transcript of the gene CLDN10, whose product is annotated as claudin 10. The transcript is spliced from 5 exons. Gene Ontology annotation, biological process: bicellular tight junction assembly; cell adhesion. NCBI's taxonomy places the organism in Eukaryota, Metazoa, Chordata, Aves, Strigiformes, Strigidae. The record is from RefSeq and is a predicted model, not a curated record. The coding region runs from base 1 to 681 and encodes 226 amino acids. Gene Ontology annotation, molecular function: structural molecule activity. Gene Ontology annotation, cellular component: bicellular tight junction; plasma membrane.
AUGCUAGGAAUACAGAUUAUAGCCUUCAUAUUUUGUUUCUGUGGGCUGGGAGCUGCUAUUGCUGCUACUGCAUCAAAUGAGUGGAAAGUCACUAGUCGAGCAUCAUCUGUUAUCACUGCAACAUGGGUUUUCCAGGGUCUUUGGAUGAACUGUGCCGGCAAUGCACUGGGUGCUUUUCACUGCAGACCUCACCUUACUAUCUUCAAAGUAGAAGGUUACAUCCAAGCCUGCAGAGGACUGAUGAUCUCCGCCGUCUGCCUGGGCUUCUUCGGUGCCAUUUUUGGACUGGUUGGGAUGAAGUGUACAAAAGUUGGAGGUUCUGAUCAGACUAAAGCAAAAAUAGCUUGUUUAGCUGGACUGAUUUUCAUACUAUCUGGGUUGUGCUCUAUGACUAGUUGUUCCCUGUAUGCAAACAGGAUUACGUCUGAGUUCUUUGAUCCUUCUUUUGUUGCACAAAAGUAUGAAUUAGGAGCAGCUUUGUUCAUUGGAUGGGCUGGAGCUUCACUCUGCAUAAUUGGUGGCAGUAUAUUCUGCUUCUCAAUAGCUGAAAACAGUAAUUCUCCAAGGAGGGGGUAUGCAUAUAAUGGAGCCACAUCUGUGAUGUCUUCUCGUACAAAGGUCCACAACAGUGUCCCAGACAAAACCCCACCAAAGCACUUUGACAAGAAUGCUUAUGUUUAAUUGUACUGUUGGAAGAUUUAAAGCGUUUUAAAAAUGAGUUUGUAUGUUUCAUUCAGAGUGAUUUCCCCCCCCCCCCCAAAC